Camelina sativa (false flax) is the source of this 1161-nucleotide messenger RNA. RefSeq lists its product as uncharacterized. The record is from RefSeq and is a predicted model, not a curated record. Lineage: Eukaryota; Viridiplantae; Streptophyta; Magnoliopsida; Brassicales; Brassicaceae.
UAAUCCAAACAUUAUAACAAAAAAACAUCCAAAGCUAAAAAAAAAACAGUCAAUCGGAUAACUCUAAAGAAAUUAUAGAAAAACAUAUAAAUAUAUAGACACGAUAUUACAUUUAUCGAGAUUAUUAUUACAAGUUAUGGCGUUUGAUGAAGAUAUGAAAAUGGCGUCUUUCUUGAGAGAAGAAGAAGAACAGCACUAUUCUUCGUUAUCAAGACUCUCCGUAUGUUCCAACUACGACGGCGACGAAGCCGACGACGAACCUUCUGAUUCCGACUAUAAACGUGGCGGCGGCGGCGGGGGAGGAGAUAAUAAGUCUUUGGAGGAGGAGCUUAACUUUUCAGAUUCUGAUAAAGGUUCAACGGGUUGUCAAUCACUUCCGGCGACACCUCCGAGACGAAGAAGACGGCGAGGAGGAUAUUUGGGGGUGAGUUCACCGGUCUACGGAGAUAAAGCUUACGCUAGCGAGAACGAAGUUCAAAAGGAGAGCAAGAAUCAGAGGAGGAGGAGGAGGAGGAGGAGGUUGAGACCGGAGUAUCCACCGUGGGUUGAUAGCAUGCGGAGGAGUUACGUUGGAGAUGAGCAUAGUGGUCACGGUGGUUACGGAGGAGGAGUGGUGGUUGUGACGAGGCCGAUAGGAGGAGGAAGGCCAUUGUGUAUGGAUUUAGGAGAAGUGAAAGCUUGUAAAGAUUUAGGAUUUGAGCUUGAACCGGGUCGGGUUUCGUAUUCCGGGUCAACGAUGGAUACUAGUAGUGGCGGCAACUCUCCUAUCUCUUCUAACCACCGCAUUUCGAGUCCUGGGGAUGAUCCUAAAGACGUGAAAGCGAGGCUUAAGGCGUGGGCUCAUGCUGUAGCGUUUGUGUCCACUACUCAUCAUCAACCUCCUAAUUCUUUAUGAUUCCCCCUCUCAUACCAAUUUUUUUUUUUUUUUUUUUUUUACUUCAAAAACAUAAGAAAUAACAAAAAAAAAAAAAUCAAACUCCCAAACAUUUUCGAGUUGCAUUUUGAAAUAUUCUUUUUGGGUUUUUUAUUUGAUAAAUUUUUACGGAUUUUCUUCUGUUUUUUGUGUGUGUGUGUGUGUGUUGACGGUGUCACGGUGAUAUUUGGCAAUUGAUGUGGACUACAUAAACAUAAGCCAAAAGUAUAGAGUUUGAUGAUUGACUU